Molecule: messenger RNA, 342 nt
Organism: Colletotrichum godetiae
Lineage: Eukaryota; Fungi; Ascomycota; Sordariomycetes; Glomerellales; Glomerellaceae
Exons: 3
Coding region: 1-342 (113 amino acids)
Molecular function (GO): O-methyltransferase activity
Source: RefSeq, a predicted model, not a curated record
AUGCAUUGGCCUUUCUUCUCCCGUCACAUCCCCUUUCUCUCCGUCCUCACACUGAAAGGCGCGAGGGCGUAUUAUCUCCACUCUGUACUGCACGACUGGACGAACGAGAUCUGCGAGAGUAUUCUUGGGCAGGUCAAGGCUACGAUGAGGCCUGGUUAUGAUAGGCUCUUGAUCAACGAGAACGUGAUACCUUCCUGGGGCGCAGAUUGGCAGGUUACGGGGCUCGAUAUGGUCAUGAUGACUGUUUUUGCGUCGAGGGAGAGGACGGAGGAGCAGUGGAUCGUCAAGAUCUGGUCCAGGGGUGAGGGGUCUGAGUCGCUUAUUGAGUGUGAGUUGGCAUGA